Neltuma alba is the source of this 1808-nucleotide messenger RNA. Its product is annotated as tetratricopeptide repeat protein 38. Gene Ontology annotation, molecular function: protein binding. The transcript has 14 exons. The record is from RefSeq and is a predicted model, not a curated record. NCBI's taxonomy places the organism in Eukaryota, Viridiplantae, Streptophyta, Magnoliopsida, Fabales, Fabaceae. The coding region runs from base 103 to 1524 and encodes 473 amino acids.
UAUUCUCGUAUAGGAGGUUCGAGCCUCGGACAAGAUUGAGACCAUUUAUUCUACUCUCGCUCUUUUAGAUUUUCACAGUCCACAGAGAGAGCAGAUUAUAGAAUGAAAGAGGAAAGGGGAAAGAUGGAAGGAGGUGUCAAACUGGACAAAUGGGGAUACGAAGUGAGAACUUCUUCGGAGGCCUGCAUUUCAUCUAUCAACGCCUUCUACGAUCAGUUUCUAGGGUAUGGCAGAGAUCGGUGUGUGAUUCUGGAAGCCGCAGCUCAUGAUAAAGACUGCGUUUUGGCCAACAUCUUGGCAGCCCAUCUCCUUAACUUCUCUGAUCCUUCACGAGCUCCUUCUUUUCUUGAAGCUGCUAAGGCCAACCUUGAACAAGCUACUCGGUAUGAGAAACUAGUUUUCGAUGCCGUCAGUUAUUUGGGUUCUAAAGACAGAGAUGAUGAUGUCGCUGUUGAGUUACAUCUUAAGGUUCUGAAAGAGUUCCCAAGAGAUCUGGCAUCCCUGAAGAGAGCUCAAGUUCUGUGCUUCUACAUGGGUCAACCUGAUCUUUUUCUGUCUCUUAUUCGCCAGGUUCUUCCUGAAAAUGAAGGAGAUAAUUACGUAUACGGCAUGCUUUCUUUUGCUUUAUUAGAGGUUGGACAAAUGAGAGAUGCUGAGAAAGCUGCCAAAAGGGGACUUGAAAUCAAUAAGGAAGACGUCUGGGCGCAGCAUGCUUUAUGCCAUGUUUUUCAGUAUGAAUGUAAAUUUAAAGAAGCAGUUCAGUUCAUGGAAGGAUGUGCGUCUUCAUGGAAUUCUUGUUUGUCAUUUAUGCUGACCCACAAUUGGUGGCAUGUAGCACUUUGUUAUUUAGAAGGUAAUGCCCCAACACAAAGAGUCCUUGAGUUAUAUGACCAUCAUAUAUGGAAAGAGUUAGAAAGAGCUGAUGCUGCCGGAGAGGUUUACUUAAAUGCUGUGGGUCUUCUUUUGCGAUUGCAUGUUCAUGGUGAGCUUGAUGUCCUUGGGGAUCGUCUCGAGAUACUAGCAGGAUGCCUAAGUGACCAAGCAAAUUGGAAUAUAGAGUGGCACCUUGAUGUAAUGACCGUCUGGGCUUUAGCAAAGACUGGAAAAUUCUCUAAAGCUGAGGAUCUUCUAAAUGAGUUAAAAUACAGGAUUUCUAGAAUGGGCACAAAGAAGCAACAAUCAAUGCAGAAGGGAAUGCAGCUCGCAGAAGCUCUUUAUGCAUAUGGGAGAGGGAACGACAGGCAAGGACUGGAGUUACUGGAUUCUGAUUUUGAUGCCUGUAAUUACAAGAUAAUCGGAGCGUCAGAUGAACAACUUGAAGUGUUCAAUCAAGUUUGGUACACGAUGUUACUGAACGCUGGAGAAACAAUGAAGGCAAUCGAGGUGAUCGAGAAGCAAAUCAAGAAAAGGGAAGGUGUUCCAUUCAUGUGGCGCCUACUGGAGAAAGCAUACAGACUAGCGAACAGGCCAGAAGCCGGCAAAGCAAACGAAAAGGCCAGGGCGUUGGAGAGUGCAUACUUCUAACGAAGGAAUAAUCGCCUCCUUUACAUGAACUAUGCUUGUUGAAUGAAUACUGAGGUAUCCUAGAGUGCACUGCAAUGGUCGAUGCAAAAAAGAGUGUUAUUGUGUAAUGCAAACAUAGAACUUAUAAAAAAGAAUGAAAAAGUUGUAGCUUUUGCAUCCUUGGAGGCUGUGAAACCUUGUGGCAUGUGCAGUGCCGUGUUUCUUAUUGACUUUGACACAUGGUAGCCCUGUCGGGUCAUUUUCUUAGCGCAAAUCACGGGAAGGUCAUGGAGAUAGAUAUCUUA